This is a messenger RNA of Notodromas monacha, 798 nucleotides long. NCBI's taxonomy places the organism in Eukaryota, Metazoa, Arthropoda, Ostracoda, Podocopida, Cyprididae. The record is from the annotation of a GenBank genome assembly.
AUGGCUUGGAAGGAUGAUCUGAAGCAGCUGCUUCACGUCUACUACCUAGUGAACAUCCUGCUUUGCUGCUCUUACCUGGUCCUGCGCUCUGUGCCCCCAGUGUGCAACUUCCUGUUUCCUGAGCAGGGUUGCCAGCUGGACUUCCGCGAAUCCGAAAUCCUCUUCUUCCUCAUGGUUAUUGUUAUGUUCAGGAACAGAAGAGCCGGGUCCACUUCGCUGGUGGCGUACAUCAGCUCGGCCUUUGUUUAUGUGAAGGCUGCGAAUGUCAUCCUGUUCUUUUACUCGGACCCGAGGAUGGGAGUGGUGUUCGUGGUCUUGUGGCUGUUGCAGGCCCUGACUCUUGCUGAGCCUGUUUAUAAUGGGCCCGACAAGGUUCUUUAUUUCAGGGGUAAUUUCGAUGAAGAAGUGUUGCAUGGAGAUUCGAGAGUGACGUGGUUGGUUGCCCACUACGCGACUUGGUCCCCCGCUUGUGACCAGUUCGCACCGACGUUCCGUCGCCUUUCACACACCUACGGCUGUGACUUUUUCAAGUUUGGCAAGUUGGAUGUGACGAGGUAUCCUGAAACGGCCAAGGAGCAGCAUGUGUCGGAUUCGCCGUACAGUCGACAGUUGCCGACCCUGAGUCUGUUCAAGGGUGGAAAAGAAGUCAAGAGGCGACCCUUCGUCGACAGCAAGGGACUCGUUAUUAAAUUCCCCUUUACGGAGCAAAACAUUGUGAAUGCCUUUGACUUGAACAACGUCUACGAGGAAGCCAAGAAGCUCUGUAAAACUGAGAAGACCGUCAAGAAAACGGACUAG